Camponotus floridanus (Florida carpenter ant) is the source of this 1681-nucleotide messenger RNA. RefSeq names its product sialin (gene NaPi-T). Gene Ontology annotation, cellular component: plasma membrane. The record is from RefSeq and is a predicted model, not a curated record. Gene Ontology annotation, molecular function: transmembrane transporter activity. Lineage: Eukaryota; Metazoa; Arthropoda; Insecta; Hymenoptera; Formicidae. Bases 50 to 1588 code for a protein of 512 amino acids. Gene Ontology annotation, biological process: transmembrane transport; monoatomic anion transport. The transcript is spliced from 8 exons.
AAUAAUAAGUAAUUUUUAAUUAAACUUGAUAUUUAAAAAAAAUAAUAGAAUGGAGAAAAACAAGGAAUUGUUUACUUGCCGAAAUGUUUUAUGGCUCCUAGUCUUUUGUGGUUUUGCUAUUAAUUAUAUGCUGCGAUUAAAUUUAAACCUUACCAUAGUUGCAAUGGUGCUACCAUAUUCGAAACCUGCAGCGGUAACGCAAUGCAAUGUAGAAAAUAAUACAUUAUUCUGGACCAAUGAAACAUCUCAGAACAAUAACGAGUCUUCUUCUUUCUCAAUUACUCCGUUAUUCGAAAAUGUUACGUAUGAAGACCGAUUCGCCUGGAAUGAGUACGAACAGGGAUUGGUAUUGGGUGCUUAUUAUUGGUUGCAUUGGUUAACACAAUUGCCUGGUGGUCUUCUAGCCAGGCGAUAUGGUACGAAACUUGUAUUCGGCUUGGGAAAUUUAUUAACAGCUCUGUUAGGAUUUCUCGUUCCUUAUGUGACGGAUCUAUAUGCCUUGAUAAUUCUUCGAAUGUUACAAGGAUUAAUCGCGGGUGUAAUAUGGCCCUCGAUGCACGAUAUGACGGCGAAGUGGAUUCCGCCAAACGAAAGAAGCAGAUUCGUUAGCGCUUAUCUUGGAAGUUCCGUGGGAGCUGCAAUCACUUACCCCCUGUGUGCAGCUGUCACGAGUUUCCUCGGUUGGGGUGCAUCUUUCCAUGUCACAUCUUUGUUAGGUGUAAUAUGGUACUGCUUAUGGCAAUUUCUCGUGUACGACUCGCCGCAGCAGCAUCCUCGAAUCUCCGAUAAUGAAAAAAAUUAUAUCAUGGACAGCAUUUCUAAGUCUGUUGACGAAGAGAAAACGGAAAUACCUUGGAAAUCAAUAUUUCUGUCAGGGCCAAUAUGGAUCACCAUUGCCGCACAUUGGAGUUCUGCUUGGGGUUUCUUGACGUUAAUGACACAGGCACCGACUUAUUUCAAUUUCCUUCACGGUUGGGAUAUUAAUACUACUGGAAUCCUGGCAGGAGCACCGCAUGUCCUUAGAAUGAUCUUCUCGUACUUCUUUUCUAUCAUAAGCGAUUGGCUGUUACGUACAAAGCGAAUGAGUUUAACGAACGUCAGGAAAAUGGCCACCUUCGUCUGUACCGGUGUUCAAGGCAUUUUUAUUAUAGCCCUUGGAUUUAGCGGAUGUCAUCCAUUAUUCGCGAUCAUCUUCAUGAUGGCGGGUACAGCAGUUAAUGGUGCUAUUUCUGCUGCCACUUUGACAAGCCUCGUCGACCUUGGUCCAAACUACGCUAGCAUCCUCCUUGGAUUCGCUAACAUGAUGAUCACAUGGGCUGGUUUUAUCUCGCCGGCACUUGUUGGUAUAUUAACGAAUAAUAACCAAACUAUGGAACAAUGGCGUUUGGUCUUUCUAAUCGCGGCUGCCAAUUCGAUAGUAGGUGGUAUUAUAUAUAUAAUUUUUGGUACUUCAAAGGAGCAACCAUGGAAUCAAUACGUUAAAGUGAAUUCGAAGGAACAAGAAAUGCAGAAACUGGCCACGGAAACCAUAAAAUCCGAUAGUGGCACUGAGAAUACUGAAAAAAUAAAUUGUAUCAAAGAAAGAUGAUAAAUUUUUAAGAAAUUUUUAUCGAAGAAUAGAGAUAAUUUGACAUACAGAGUGUCCCAAAAGUUCCGAACUGGUCGAAUAUUUCAUAAACUA